AUGACCAAGGCAGCCUCGAAAAGCGACAUCGAAGCCGGGAGCAAUUCCGAGGCUCUGGAAAAUAUUACAUGGGAUGGGCCCGGCGACCCUAACAAUCCAUACAAUUGGCCAGAAUCUCGUAAAAUCGCUGUUGGAAUCGUCUGCUCCGUGAGCCAGCUUGUCACAACCAUGUCAGCUAGCAUGAUUGUUCCCGCCCUCGAUCAAAUCCUCGACGACGUGGGCCUCGGUCCUUCAACUGGCCAAAUCGCAUUUUCUGUUUUCUUUCUCGGCCUCGGGUUCGCCCCUUUUGUUGUGGCUCCCUUGGCCGAGGUAUUUGGUCGGAAACCAGUAUGGUUGGCUGGGAACAUCUUCUACGUCUUUUGGAACGCAAUGUGUCCGGUCGGAUACUCGCCAGCAUUGAUGAUCAUAGGCAGACUUCUGUCUGGAUCUGGUGCAAGCGUGGGUAUAACCCUUACGGGCCCAGUACUUGCCGACAUGUACCAGGCCAAAGAUAGAGGCAAAGCCGUGGCCAUUGCUGGCCUACUUCCUUACCUUGGGCCUGCGCUUGGUCCUAUUAUCGGCGGGGUUGCUUCCCAGCAUCUCUGGUGGCCAUGGCUGUUUUGGAUACUCAGUAUCUUUGAUAUGGCAGGCUUGGUCAUUGGAUAUUUCGUGAUUCAUGAAUCAUAUGCUCCAGUCCUUCUCCGGCGGAAACUAGAGGCCACGCUUGAUGAAACCUCUAAAUCGUCUAAAGACUGGAAGACAAGUCUUCAUAAAACCUGGGAUAUGAUCCCCUCCCGAUUGGGUCCUGCAUUGCGUAUCCCAUUUAAGUUGUUGAUCCUUCAUCCUUCAAUACAGAUCAUCGCCUUCGGAAUGGCACUUGCCUUUGGCGUUUACACCCUUGUGCUUUCUACAUUUGCCCAGCUUUUCCAGCAGGCCUAUCACCAAUCUUCAACUGCCGCUAGUUUACACUACAUCGCCAUUGCGAUGGGGGCGUUCGCAUGCGCUCAAGCAGGAGGGCCCUUGAUGGAUCUUAUUUGGCGCCGCAUGAAAACAAGACGACCAGAUACAGAACCCACGCCAGAGUACCGAGUCCCAUACAUGCUUUUCGGGAUUGUCCCUGGAGUGGCAGGCUUAUUCUGCUACGCAUGGGCAGCAGAGAGGGUCACCCAUUGGGUUGUUGUAGAUAUAGGGGCUGGGGUGUUUACAUGCGGGAGCUUCAUGUUCUCGCAGGGCUUGCUGGCCUACCUCCUCGAUGAGUUCAGCAACACACAGUCGGCGAGUGCAAAUGCGGCGAGUCGUGUCGGGACUUAUGUUCUUGGCUUCGCAUUCCCUAUUUUUGCCCCGGAGCUAUAUUCUUCAAUGGGAUAUGGUUGGGGUAUCAGUCUGUUAGGUAUUCUGCUAGGGGUGUUUGGAGUUCUUACUAUUCUACUACUUCAUCUAAGGGGGGAGAAACUCAGAUCAAGAGGGAGGCAAAAGGUCCAAAGCACGGUAAAUUGA
This is a messenger RNA of Clonostachys byssicola, 1476 nucleotides long. NCBI's taxonomy places the organism in Eukaryota, Fungi, Ascomycota, Sordariomycetes, Hypocreales, Bionectriaceae. The record is from the annotation of a GenBank genome assembly.